This is a messenger RNA of Heterocephalus glaber (naked mole-rat), 1037 nucleotides long. RefSeq names its product SPC24 component of NDC80 kinetochore complex (gene Spc24). Gene Ontology annotation, cellular component: Ndc80 complex. Gene Ontology annotation, molecular function: microtubule binding. Lineage: Eukaryota; Metazoa; Chordata; Mammalia; Rodentia; Bathyergidae. Gene Ontology annotation, biological process: chromosome segregation. The record is from RefSeq and is a predicted model, not a curated record.
UAGGGGCGGGCCCUACGGGUAGACAAAUUUGCGCGGGUUUGGCGUAGUCAUGGCGGCUUUCCGUGAUAUUGAGGAAGUGAGCCAGGGGCUGCUGAGUCUGCUGGGCACCAACCAUGCCCAGGCGCAGCAGCGACGGCUCCUGGGGCGCCACGAGCAGAUCCUGGAGCGGCUGCUGGAGAUGCAGGAUGACGCCGAGCAGCGGCUGCGAGAGACGCUGGCUGUGGAGGAGAAGGUGGCCCAGAGCCUCCUGGACACCAAGGAGUGCAUGCGCCAGGGCGGGGCCAAGCUGCAGCAGCUGGAAGCCGAGCUCCAGAAGGCGGGUGAGGAGGAUGCCAUCCUCCGGGCCCGGCUGCGCCAGCUCAGCCAGGAGCUGCAGGAGCUCAGGGAGCUGGAGGCUGAACUGGACAGACAGGAGAGAGAGGUGGACGAGGACACCACAGUCACCAUCCCCGCUGCUGUGUACGUGGCCCAGCUCUAUCGUCGGAUUAGUAAAAUAGAGUGGGAUUAUGAGUGCGAGCCCGGGGCGAUCCGCGGCAUCCAUCACGGCCCCAGUGUGGCCCAGCCCGUCCACCUGGACAGCGCCCAGCUCUCCAAGCAGUUCGUCAGCGACUACCUCUGGAGCCUGCUGGAUACCGCGUGGUAGCUGGGAGCUUCAGGGGCCGUCCUCAUGUCCGGGUCGUGGGGUCAGGUUAAGGGUAGACGUUUGUGCCAGUUUUGGUGGUGCACACCUGUCAUCCUAGCAGUCAGGAGGCUGAGGCAGGAGGAUCACCUCAAGUUCGAGGCCAGCCUGGGCUACGUAGCGAGACCCUGUCUCAAAAGGCAAAAAAAAGAUACUAAUAAAUGUUUGUGCAUAAAUGGGCCUCUUAGUGUCUUUUCCUCCCUGCUUUGGCUUCAGAUCCUGGACUGACUGUAGGGAGCUGUAGAGGACUGAUGUGACCACGCUGAGUGCUCUUCCACAUCCGUGACCUUGCCUCACAAAUGACUCUAAAGUGCUGGCUGUGUUGGCCCAGGCCUGUGAUCCCAACACUGGGGAGGCU